This is a messenger RNA of Trichoderma atroviride IMI 206040, 789 nucleotides long. RefSeq lists its product as uncharacterized. Lineage: Eukaryota; Fungi; Ascomycota; Sordariomycetes; Hypocreales; Hypocreaceae. The record is from RefSeq and is a predicted model, not a curated record.
AUGGUCUUCCCAUUGUUCACUAUGCCCUGCCUCCAUGACCACCACCAUCAGCCCCCUAUCCUUCAUUCUCGCGACUCCUAUGAUGGACAAAUAUCAUCCUCAGCGGCUGUUGGCCUCACCGUUGGAAUCACCCUCAUUGUAGUCAUCAUCGCCGCCAUCACCUACCUUUGGUGCUGGCGCCAAAGUCACCGCCACCGGCGAGCUCGGCGACGACGACGCUCUGAGUCGCGCCAUCGCCGCGACAACCAGCAAGAGCAAGCAAAUGCUGCUGCAUGUGGAAACAAUGAGAGGCCAAAUGAGGUCGAUCAGGUGCCUCAGGGACAGAAUGCCGCUGCCCAGAAUGAAGAGGGACCUCCACCACCUGCUAUACCCCUGACGGUUCAUCACCACCAGCAUGAGGACAAGCAUUUCCACGGUCACUGCCAUGACCAUCAUGACCAACAAGAUGAUCAUGAGGAUGGCCAAGGCUCUCCCACGGAUUCUGAUUUUGACCAUCGUCACGUAAACUACCAUCGCCAUCGCCGUUUCAACCGCGCCCAGCGGAUCUUUCACCCACAAGACCCCAUUGCGGAGGCUGAAGAUCCAAUCCAGCCACAGAUUCGACUAGCGGACUUGGAGGCUAUUUUCAAUGGACUAGAUGUACCCCUGACGAAUGAUCAUGUUCAUGUCGCUGCGAAAGAAGAGAAGAAUGGGGACCGUGAGAAGAAGCACAGAGAGAAACGUCGUAAGCGACACCAUCGCCAUCACCAUCACUGCCACCAUCGGCAUAGGCGAGUGAUGAUUCGCUAA